Molecule: messenger RNA, 1773 nt
Organism: Drosophila elegans
Lineage: Eukaryota; Metazoa; Arthropoda; Insecta; Diptera; Drosophilidae
Product: activating signal cointegrator 1
Exons: 6
Coding region: 102-1667 (521 amino acids)
Biological process (GO): positive regulation of DNA-templated transcription
Cellular component (GO): nucleus
Molecular function (GO): transcription coactivator activity; zinc ion binding
Source: RefSeq, a predicted model, not a curated record
GUCAACACUAACAGCUGUUUACUUUUUGCCUGCGUUGAUUUUUUAAGUUUUUCAUUGUAAUUUCACAAUUCUUAUGAAUUAACCAACUAAUUGAGUGAAAAAUGGAGAAAUUUGUGCGGGACACGCUGUCCAAAUGUCUGGAUUGUGUUGUCACGGAUCAGAUGAUGUCAGCCAUACUGAACAUCAAAGAUGACUAUGAAUUCGAUAGUUAUUUUGGCAACUUACUGAGCGAGGACAACGAGGAGCAUCGCAUGUUUCUGCUCAAUUGCCGCCGCAUGUUAUUGAGUGGCAAACAGCCGCGCAAUAAUGCCAAAAGUCGCACGCCCACCAAACAGCUGCCGCCCACAUCGCCGCCCAAGGGUAACCAAGCAAAUCAGGGUCAGGGAGCCAAGGGAAAGUCCGGAAAGUAUGUGAAUCUAUAUGCAAGCGAUGGACGCGUGCAGGGAGACACCAUAUUACUAAAAGGCCGGCGGCACUGCGACUGCCAGGCGGCGCAGCACAAGCUGAUCAACAAUUGUCUCGGCUGCGGCAGGAUCGUCUGCGAACAGGAGGGCAGUGGUCCUUGUUUAUGCUGCGGCGAUCCCGUCCACACGACCGAGGAGGAGCAGCAGAUGGCCAAGGCGGCCAGGGAGAAGUCGGGCACGAAAGCAGCUCCCAAACAGGGCAAGAAGUCCUCCAAAGAAGCCGCCAAAGAAUCCAGCUCCAAGGAGGCAUUGGACAAGGCACUGGCCCAAAGGGAUCGCCUGCUGGAGUACGACAAAAACAGCGAGAAGCGGACCACGGUCAUCGACGAUGAGCUCGACUAUUUCCAGGAAAACUCCGUAUGGCUAAGCGAGGUGGAGCGCGAAAAGUUUGAGAAGCUGAAGAGCGACAUGCAGGAGAUGAAGCAUGGCAGCCGCUUGAAGCGCAAGAUCCGCGUGGACUUUGCUGGCCGGGAAUUGCCGGAGGAGCCGACCGUCUCCAAGGAGUACGAGCAGCAGGUGAUCAGCGAACUGGCGGCUGUUACCAAAGCCUCGGGUGGCGCCUCCAACUGGAAUGCUAACUCGAUCACAGGACACUCGGCCAUGUCACUCGCACCCAACUUGGACAUGGCCAAGCCGCCUGUCUACAAGCCCAGCAAGGAGGCCAAAGGUUGGCCAGCUCCGGCAGCGGCGAGUGAUGGCCUGGAGAGGAUCUACAAUCGGGUGCAGGACAAGGAGCUGCUCGAAAUGCAGGACAUGCGACAGUGCCUCUCAAUGCACCAACCUUGGGCUUCACUGCUUGUGGCGGGCAUUAAAAAACACGAGGGACGAGUGUGGUACAGUGAACACCGUGGUAGACUGUGGAUCGCCUCCACCUCCAAGGAGCCACAUGCCGACGACAUUGCCCAGAUGGAGGGCUUUUACAAGAUGCUCUACGGCGAUCCCGACAUCAAGUUCCCCAGUCAUUAUCCCACUAGCAGUCUGCUGGGAUGCGUCCAUGUGGACAGUUGCCUGCCGCAGGAGGAGUACAGGGAGGCGUUUCCGGAUGGCGAAUCGGAGAGUCCCUACGUUUUUGUCUGCACCAAGCCAGAGCAGCUGAAUAUACUACUGCCCGUUCAGGGUGAUCACAAAAUAUACGAACUGCCACUAAAAACCCACACGGCCGCUUGCAAAACACUGCUUAGAGCCAGGGCCAACAAGGGUUAAGGAUUUGGGGCUUUUGAAAGAACAUUUGCAUAUAAAUUCCGGUAAUAAAAUUAGGCGAAAUUCAAAAUGCUUGGAGUCUUAAUAAAAUAUUAAUUUGGAUUUAAAA